This is a messenger RNA of Triticum turgidum subsp. durum (durum wheat), 399 nucleotides long. NCBI's taxonomy places the organism in Eukaryota, Viridiplantae, Streptophyta, Magnoliopsida, Poales, Poaceae. The record is from the annotation of a GenBank genome assembly.
AUGUCUGAGGCUACAAUACCAUGCAUCACGCUGCACGAGAUCACACCUGCAACAUUCAAAGUUAUGCUUCGGUUCAUUUACACGGAUGAAUGGCCUGGAGAAGACAGGCUUGAGGACUCCUCUGCUGAGAUGUUUCAGGAUCUACUCGCUGCGGCCGAUCGGUAUGCAUUGGAUCGACUGAAGGUUAUUUGUGCCCAGAAGUUAUGGGAGAAAGUGUCUGUAGAUACAGUUGCAACUACCUUAGGUUGGGCUGAAACCUACAACUGUCAGGAGUUGAAGAACAAGUGCAUUGACUUCUUUGUGGUAGAGGAAAAUUUCAAGGACCAUGUUCACCGAUGGUUAUGCGCUACUGGUUCUGAAUUUCCCAUUAAUUACUGCCGAGCUCAAAAGGAGGGUUAG